UAAACGAGCCUGUGCCUUCCGGGGUUUGGGGCUGGGACUGCCGCCCUCUGAGCCCAGUGAAAGCAGCCAAGGGAGGAGGCGGGGCUCUGGCGAGUUCCCCUUCUACCUUCCCCCACCCUUCUUUUCCAACCUCUGUAAGGCCCCUAGCUUGAUUCCAGCCUUUGCUGCAGCUGCUUUCCAGGCGUUUGCAGGACUCAAACAACUACAGCCGCUGUUCCCAACCAAGAUGGUGAUCCGUGUGUAUAUUGCAUCUUCCUCUGGCUCCACGGCGAUUAAGAAGAAACAGCAAGAUGUGCUUGGUUUCUUAGAAGCUAACAAAAUAGGAUUUGAAGAAAAAGAUAUUGCAGCCAAUGAAGAGAAUCGGAAGUGGAUGAGAGAAAAUGUACCUGAAAACAGUCGACCAGCCACAGGGUACCCCUUGCCACCUCAAAUUUUCAAUGAAAGCCAGUACCGUGGGGACUAUGAUGCCUUCUUUGAAGCCAGAGAAAAUAAUGCAGUGUAUGCCUUUUUAGGCUUGACAGCCCCACCUGGUUCAAAGGAAGCAGAAGCUCAGGCAAAGCAGCAAGCAUGAACCUUAAACAUUCUGCCUUAAGCAUCCUGACAAAGGAGUCUCCACUGCUUUUUAUAAAAUAGCAAAAUUAUCUUGGCUUCAAAAGAAAUAGGCUUAAUGUUGAAAUAAUAGAUAGUUGUUGUUUUCACAUGCAAACAAUCAAAAUGAAUACAUAAUUAAAAUGUGAACAUUAUGAUGAGGAGAAUGGGAGAUGAACUUAAAAUUUUAAGAGGUGUCAUGGAAUAGUAUUGUUGUCUGCUAAGGCAUUUUAUGUACUUCAGUGAUUUUAAAAAGCAAACACCUGUUCCCUUUUUUGAUAUUAUUAUUGCAGCUUAAGUAUAUCUGUAACUCUACAUUAAGUAACUUUAAAAGAUGAGUGAGAAAGAAAGAAUCUGUCUCUUGUUCCCAAAUUGCCUCAAUUUUAGUGAACAAAAAUAUGUACCUUUUUGAUGUGGAAUUAUUGUGAUUAAAAAGUAGUUGCAGAUAAUGUUUAUGAUAUGUCAGAUAUUGUAAUUUCUGAUGGUAAUUAUAACAUUUACAUUCUUUUGUAGUUAAAACUUCUAUGUACUGAACCACAGGUUUUCUAGGCUUCUAAAUGUAGCCUUUCAUUGCAUGUUUCAGUGAUCGGAACAGAUGACCUCCCACCAAAAUAAAGAUGUAUUCAGUUGACAAAUUUCUUGCUUAACUACACAGCUAUGAUGCAAUCAUGUUACUAAGUUGCUUGCCCCAGUGAAAUAUGCAUACGUAUGCUAUGGAAGUAUGAUGGCAAAUAAGUUAAAAAUGGCAUCCUUUUGCAAAGA
Molecule: messenger RNA, 1350 nt
Organism: Aethalodelphis obliquidens (Pacific white-sided dolphin)
Lineage: Eukaryota; Metazoa; Chordata; Mammalia; Artiodactyla; Delphinidae
Gene: SH3BGRL
Product: SH3 domain binding glutamate rich protein like
Exons: 4
Coding region: 227-571 (114 amino acids)
Cellular component (GO): cytoplasm
Source: RefSeq, a predicted model, not a curated record